UGUCUUGUUUCUAACAGCCUGAAGGUGUGAUGAGUUUGCGUAAUGUCCUCCUAAAUAAAGAGGGACGCAGGCCAACUAAGGUGGUGGUGGCUGUUGUUAGUGGGGAAGGUUGUGAAGAUACCCAGAGGUCAAAAUGCAAAUCCCUUGAUACGUGCCCUUUAUGCCAUGCUCACCAGUACUGUGACUGGGAAAAUAAUCAAUGUGAUGUUACUCACAAUGGAACAAAAGUCACACUGGAAUCGCCUGCAGCAGCAGAACCUGAACCCAACUUGCCUGGACUAGAGCAAAGUGAACACCGCAGAGCAUUUGGUAGUGGAACAAGCAAUGCCCUUCAUUCCCAUAGGCCCUGUGAACCAACAUGUGCACAGAGGACCUCCUGUAAAAAUUGUACUGAAACUAAAGGUUCAUGUAUGUGGUGCUUCAAUCAGCGGCGUUGCGUCAAUAACAAUUCUUAUCUUGUUAGUUUUCCGUAUGGUCAGUGUAGAGAGUGGACAACUGAGCUGAAGAGAUGCCCUAAGUUUGAAAGUGAAAAGGAUGUUGAAUAUAGUCGUUGUAGUGAUCAUCAGACCUGUCAUGAUUGUCAAGCAGAUGUAGCAUGUGGAUGGUGAUUUGUGAUGAUGGUAGUGGAACAGG
Molecule: messenger RNA, 633 nt
Organism: Macrobrachium nipponense
Lineage: Eukaryota; Metazoa; Arthropoda; Malacostraca; Decapoda; Palaemonidae
Product: multiple epidermal growth factor-like domains protein 8
Exons: 4
Coding region: 30-608 (192 amino acids)
Source: RefSeq, a predicted model, not a curated record